AUGGCUGGCAAAGAAGCGACGGUGUAUAUUGUCGACUUGGGCGCGUCGAUGGGCAGGAAACGGCAUGGAAGAGAAGUGUCGGAUCUUGAUUGGGCGAUGGAGUAUGUAUGGGACAAGAUUACCACGACCGUCGCUACAGGAAGGAAAACUGCUUUGAUGAGCGUGAUUGGAGUUCGAACAGAUGACAGCGAUCUUGCGGGCGUCAUGCCUGUAGAAGAUGGCUACGAGAACAUCACGGUCUUCUCACCACUGAAACAAUGGCUUCUGCCGGACAUCCGAGGUCUGCAAGGGAAGGUGAAGCCUAGCUCAACUGAUAACGGAGAUGUAAUGUCUGCUGUCGCGGUUGCAGUACAGCAGAUCGAUGCCGCAACAACCGGUACAACAGGGAAGCCUCUCAAGUUUGAUCGCCGAAUAAUCAUUGUUACGGAUGGUACGGGGUCACUAGACACUAGUGAUCUCGGGCAGAUUACAAGCAAGCUCAAAGACUAUGAUCCACCGGUUGAGGUAGUGUUACUCGGCGUCGACUUUGACGACCCAGAUAGCGGCUAUAAAGAAGAAGAUAAGGACGCUCAUAAGGAGGACAACGAGACGACCCUCAAAGAAUUCGUAGACCAAUGCGACGGCAACUUCGGCACUCUUGCAGAAGCCAUCGAACAGCUAGCAAUUCCACGCAUCAAGGAUACUCGGCCUACUCCCAGCUAUAGAGGCACGCUUACACUUGGAGACAGCCAGACUUACGACACAACAAUCACCAUCGAUGUUGAACGGUAUCCUUGCAUCAUGCCCGCGAAGCCGCCAACCGCAAGUUCAUUUGUUGUACGAACAGACUUGGGAGGCGUUGGAGCUAGCGCUCAAUCUUCCAAUACUGUAGUCGGAGACGACGACCACCCGAUGGACGGCCAGCUCUCCGCGGUACGCAAUCAGCGCGUAUAUCAAGUCGACAAUCCCGACGAGCCCGGCGAGAAGAUGAACGUUGAACCGGACGAUCUGGAACGAGGCUUCGAGUAUGGCCGCACAGCAGUCCAUAUCAGUGAAUCAGACGCGAAUGUGGUGAAGCUCGAGAACGAUUCAUCAUUGCAACUCCUUGGCUUCAUUAGGGCAGAAGAGUUCGAACGGUUCCUUCCCAUGUCGCGAACCAACUUCAUCGUUCCACAAAAGACGAACACGCAGGCGCAGCUUGCACUAUCUUCCUUUAUCCACGCAUUAUACGAAGCGGAGUGCUACGCCGUUGCGCGUCUGGUCGCUAAGCAGGAUAAGGCACCUCUGCUGAUUGUUAUGGUUCCCCACAUUACGCCUGCCUAUGAAGCUCUAGUGGAAGCCGAACUGCCCUUCGAGGAAGACAUGCGCCGCUACAAGUUUCCCCCGCUAGACAAGAAGCUUACAAUUUCCGGCAAGACCAUCACAGAGCACAAGGACCUGCCUAACGCGGAACUCACGCAAGCAAUGAGCGACUACGUAGACGCGCUGGACCUCUCUGAGUACGACAAAGAUGAUGAGGGUGAACCAACAGAGUAUGCGAAGAUCGAAGACUCAUACUCUCCCCUGCUUCACCGCGUAAAUCAGAUCAUCCGCUGGCGAGCAACCCACUCAGAUCCCACACUACCUCUACCGGAUCCUCCGCAGAUCCUCACUCGAUUCUCAGAACCGCCUUCAGAUCUGCUGCAGCAAACAGAAGCGCAGCUCAAGACACUCAAGCAAGCUGCGGACGUCAAGAAAGUCCCACCCAAGUCCAAAGGGCGGGGCAAACGCUCCCGCGCCGACCGCGACAAACCCCUCUCCGGUCUCGACAUCGAUGCCCUCCUCGGCAACCCUAAGCGCGUUAAGAUCGAUUCUAAUAAUCUUAUUCCCUCCUUCAAGCAAGCUCUUGCUGUUACCGAUGACCUCGAUGCCAUUCAGGAAGCUGCUGAUGCAAUGGCCACCCAGAUACGUACCCUCAUCCGCAAUUCUGUCGGCGAUAGUGCAUACGGUCGUGCGCUCGAGGCGCUGCGCGUGAUGAGGGACGAGCUCACGGAGCUCGAGGAACCAGAGAUAUGGAAUGUAUUCGCGAGAGAGCUGAAGGGGGAGUUACUUGGAGGAAAGUUGGGCGGUGAUAGGAGGGAGAUGUGGUGGAAGGUGAGGGGCAGCAAGUAUGGGCUGAUUGAUCGGAAGAGGUGCUUCGCGAGUGAUGUUACUGAGGAGGAGGCCGCACAGUUCUACAAGUAA
This is a messenger RNA of Didymosphaeria variabile, 2202 nucleotides long. RefSeq names its product ATP-dependent DNA helicase yku80 (gene YKU80). Gene Ontology annotation, molecular function: damaged DNA binding; telomeric repeat DNA binding; double-stranded DNA binding. The transcript is spliced from 7 exons. Gene Ontology annotation, biological process: DNA recombination; cellular response to X-ray; telomere maintenance. Gene Ontology annotation, cellular component: Ku70:Ku80 complex; nucleus. Bases 1 to 2202 code for a protein of 733 amino acids. The record is from RefSeq and is a predicted model, not a curated record. Lineage: Eukaryota; Fungi; Ascomycota; Dothideomycetes; Pleosporales; Didymosphaeriaceae.